Arabidopsis thaliana (thale cress) is the source of this 1727-nucleotide messenger RNA. RefSeq lists its product as uncharacterized. NCBI's taxonomy places the organism in Eukaryota, Viridiplantae, Streptophyta, Magnoliopsida, Brassicales, Brassicaceae. The record is from RefSeq and is marked reviewed. The transcript has a single exon. Bases 494 to 1360 code for a protein of 288 amino acids.
UUUCGGUAAAAAUUAUGAAUUUACAAUUUUUUCUUUUUUAUUACACUCCACUUUUUUUUUAUCGUUUAUUUUUAUUACAACUGUAUUUAGCGUUACUAGUUAAAAGACUACGGUUAUGAAAACACAUAACCGUCACGGAAUGGUUGGUUAAAACUUAAAAGUAACAAGAGUAGUGGAUACAAAACAAAAAACAAAAAACAAAAGUAACUUGUAACUGUGGUCAUGUUGCAGGCUGACUCAUUCACCUUUGUGCCUUAUCCUUCUGGCUCUUGCAGUUUCGUUGAAGUCUCCACUGCCGCCUUUCUCCAACGUGUCUUAAAGAUCUGUUCUCACAUAUCCUCUAAUUAUCUACCACGUCAUCUCUCUUUCGUAUCUUUUUUUUUUCUCUCUUUAUAUACUCAUAACGACCAUAAACCAAAAUCUCCUCUCUUUUUCUCUCUUUACUAUUUUCUUCCUUACCAAAUAUAGCAACAACAAAAAAACGUUUUCUGUGAUGGAGGUCCCGAUUAUAAACAGAAUAGGCGAUUUUGACAUGGGGAUAAACUCGAUAAACGACCCGUCGUAUUUAUCUCGAGCUUUGGCAGUCUCCGGUGUCGGAAAGUUACAUCAAGCUUAUAGUUUUUGGAAAUGGGGCGCCUUAUUGCUACUUGCAUUUUUUGCUUCAUUUACAUCGUUAACUACAAGAAUCAAGACUUUAGUCUUUAGAUUAAGAAAUGUAAACGUGUCUCUACCUUCCCAAACUCUUUUAUGUAAUUACGACAGCGACUCCGAUUGGUCUUUCUCGUCAGACUCUUCAGACGAAGAGAAAGAUGAGGACGAUAACAAAGAAGAUGACUCGGUCAAUGGCGAUUCACGCGUUCAAAGAUUUGGUUAUUACCAUGAUGAUGAUGAUAAGGGUAUUAGUGGAAGUGUCCCCUGGUUGCGGCGGUGCAGUGGUAGCUUCGGAGAUUUGUUAGAUUUAGGCUCAAGCGGAGUCGUGAAGCUUUGGGACAAUCUUGAUUUCAACGGAGAAGGAAGUCCGGUGGCUUCUUUUUUCAGCAAAUGCGGCUCAUACUCGUUAUUGUCAUCGGCGGUUUUAUUAGCGGCGGAGAAGAAAGGAUCCGACGGCUUGGAAGUGAGUGCGUGGGAUGCACGCGUUGGUUUUGGGGUGCCCGCGUUGCUCGCGGAAUGGAAGCAGCCGGGAAGGUUACUCGGGAAGAUCAUUAGGGUUGACGUAGGUGACGUGGACAAGAUCUACGUCGGUGAUGACGUCGAAGGAGAGAUUACUGUGGGAGACAUGAGGAUGGUUAACGGUGCGUUGACGGAACUGACGGAAUCAGAGGUUGAGAGGAUGGUGAGAAGACGCAGACGCCGUCAUUGAGGCUGACGGUGCCGUUGGGGAGAUGUAUUGAUGAUAAAUGAUUGAUUGGCAUGGUAGGGUCUAAUAAAGACUGAAAAGUUCAACGCAAAUGCAAGUGACGAACAUUUUUUUAUUUUUGUAAAUAAUUUGUCUGUCUUGUAUUUUUUUCAAUUUAGGUUUUCAAUUUUUUGGCAAAAAAAGAAAGAAAGAAAUCUCUUAUUUUGUUCUUCGAAAUAAAGAAAUUCAACCUCCUGUUGUCGUGUAUUUUGGAUUUCAUGUUGUAAGUAGACUUGGAAAUGUAAGGUAACUCUAUUUUUUUUGGUUAAUUAUUACAUUAAUAAUAAUGUUUAAAUUAAAAAAAAAAACUUAGAAUAUGGAAACGUAGUAU